GAUAAAUGUUUUAUUAACUAGAUAUACGUAUACGUAUUGUAUACCCAUCGUACGAUCAGAUAUAAUGAAUGCCGAGUUAAACGGUGAAGGAAUUUCAAACUUGAGUCUUCCUACAAACCGGUUUGUCUCGAAUAAUAUUAAAAAGAAUAAAAGUAAAGAACCUAGCGUCUUCCAUUUGCUUCAUUGUAUAAUACGCGAGAUCUCAAAGUUGAUAGACGGAAUCAUGAUUUUUGUAUCUGUUUGACAAACGUGUUAAUAUUUUCGUCUCUGUUCAUCACAGAUUGUGGACUUUAUUUGAAAGAUUGUUAAAAAUUCAUGUAUGCGAUAUCUCAAAUGAAAUGAGAGGAGUAAUUAUAUUUCUCAUUAUAACAGUAAUUCAUUUAAGUUGUGAAUUGAAUAGUGACACGCGUCAAUCAAAGUAUCCUCGAUACGAAUUUAUUUUACAUAAAUGUAUAGCCAGUGCGCAACUACAUCGAAGAUAUCAGAACGUACAGAAAUCAAAUGUUAAUUCGAAUAAGAAUGAAAAUUUCUUGCAUAAAGCGUAUGCUUUAUAUGCGAUGCAACAGAACAAUUCUACUUCCCUCCCGUUGGAACCGGAAGUAUCGUCUACAAGUAUUUCUAUAAAUACAGAAUUAAAUAAUUCCGAGAUAUAUAAAUCGUGACAGUAAAAAGUAAUUCUUUAAUGAAAGAUAAUUAUGUUUACAUGUUAAAAAACAAUGUAAAUACAAUAAUUACAAUCACGAUAACGCUGUGAUGUAAAGUAAUAC
Molecule: messenger RNA, 767 nt
Organism: Ceratina calcarata
Lineage: Eukaryota; Metazoa; Arthropoda; Insecta; Hymenoptera; Apidae
Exons: 2
Coding region: 339-662 (107 amino acids)
Source: RefSeq, a predicted model, not a curated record